Molecule: messenger RNA, 1578 nt
Organism: Funneliformis geosporum
Lineage: Eukaryota; Fungi; Glomeromycota; Glomeromycetes; Glomerales; Glomeraceae
Source: the annotation of a GenBank genome assembly
AUGAUAAAUUUACCUUCGUUGUGUUUGGAAAAGAUUUUCUGGUCAAUAUAUAACGAUGAAGUGUUGGAUGACGACCAGAUUAGCACGAUGAUUUAUAUGAGGAAAUCAUUAUUUAAUUGUUUAUUGGUUAAUCGGCAUUUUUGCAGACACGUUAUUCCAAUAUUAUGGCGAAACACUUUUAAUUGGCAUUUACCUUCCGCUAAAUUAGUCAUAUCAUAUCUAUGCUUUCUUUCACCGAAAGCGAGAUCUUUCCUUUCACAUCGACUAGACAUUGAUGUGAGAGGUUUAUUGAAAUAUUGUGGUAAAAAGACACCAUUCUUCAAUUACGCAUCAUACUUGAGAGAAUUAGAAUAUCGCAGCGUAUUAAAAAGUGUACAAGAAUUAUGGCCUGAAAAUCACAACACAUUGUAUACACCAGACAGCGUUGAUUAUCAGUUGUUGAUGGUUGAAGAAUUAUGUAAAAUGUUUUUGUCUCAAUGCCCCGUAUUGAUCAGAUUAGAUUUGGCAAAUGAAUCGAAAUUUCAAAAUCAUUUUAGAUUCACUCCAAUCCCAUUACAACCUCUCGCGUAUCCUUGUUUGAGUAAAUUGCGAGAAUUUAAAUUCGGUAAACAUCCUGAUCAAUUAAAAGUGUUCAACACUUUAUCAAAAUUUUGUCAUAACAUUGAAAUAAUACAAUUGAGCAUUUUUAAUCAUCAUGAUCCUACUUUUCAAUUUGAUGGGUCACUUUACGAGGGAAUUCAUGAACUUAUAAUUUCUCAAAGGUAUUUAAGAGAAUUCAUUUGUUCUUUUGCUCAAAAAGGUUUCUUAUCCGUUAUCGGUCCCGCUCUCUUGGAAAAAUCAUCAACUUUACGAGAUAUUACCUUUCAUGGUUGUGAUCUUCUUGAAGAUGAACAUCCCUUUGACGCUUUGAUAGAUCGUUGUAAUCUUUCAUCAUUGACCCUGAUCGAUUGUAAAAAUCUUCAAGGAUCUCACUUUUCUCCUUUAACUCUCUCGAUCGAUAAUAAAUCCACCUUUACAAAAAAAUUAUUACCCUUAAGUUUAAAUAUCGCAUUUAACAUUCCAUUACAAUGUACAUACAUAAAAUCCAUUUUACCACCUCAUAACUUUUAUUUAACGAGACUUUUACUUAACGAUAUAAUACAACAACCAUGUUCAUUAAUCGAUCACGUAUCGACGUAUUGUCCUAAUUUAAUCCAUUUUAGGGCAAAUAUUUCGACUUGCAUUUUACCCCAAAUUCCUUCAUUUUUCAAAUCAUUGAACAAAUUAGAAAUAAUUGAAUUAAAUAAUGAAAAAUUAAUUUACGAAAAUUUGGUUCCUACUUUAAUCACAAAUGAGUUGGCGAUAGAAAUUUCCGAAUCCAUACCGAAUUCUUUAUAUAAUUUCACCUUUUUAUUGAUGGCAGUAUUUACUAGUCAAAGUCUUUCUCUAUUUCUUGAACGAUUGGAUGAAAGGGUCGAUUUAGAAGAAUGGAUGAGCGAUAAUAUAUAUUUCAAAUUUUUUGGAAAUUUUGAGUGUACAAGGUACUUGGACGAUGGAAAUUCCCGCGUUUACCCUACUUAUGUGGAAUCUGAUGAUUAA